GCGGAAAAACGAGCUAUGCAAAAUGUUGCUUUCCUUGCUCAAUUAUAUUUGAGAAAAGUCCUCUCUCCAUUCCUCUCAAUUGGGUUCUACUGUGAAAUUGCACCAUAAUUCCAUGCUUUACUUUCAUCUAGAACUCUCACACAGAACAGAACGAGAGAGAGAGAGUGUCAUUUUCAUCCUUUUCAUCUUCCACGCCAAAUGAGGAUAUGCCCAUAAAUAUCCUCUUUCAUGUUAUCCUGAGAAACUCAUCCAUCACCAUGUUUACCAUUUUACCAUGCUUUCUCUCUCUCUCUCUGCCCCUAUUGAAAUUAAGGGGUUCUCUGUUAUAACCUCAUCAGUCAUCAACAAAUAUAUAUAAAGAGACCCCUUUUCAUUUCAAACCACAAAGACUCUAGUUGUGGACUCCAAUCUUCAUCUAUAUUUCCUAGCAGACAGAAGAGGAAAGGCAAAUGGGUAGCCAAGAAUUAGAGGAGGAAGAGUUGGUGCAGAUGGUCCGUGACUUCAUAGAAUCAGAAUCACCAUCAUCGCCCUCCUUUGCUUCUUCACAAGGCUUAACCUUUAAUCAGCAACCCACCUAUCUCACUCUACAGGAGAUACUUGGGAGUGUUGAAGAUACCGAGGAGGAAGUUCUUCAAAAAGUCUUGAAAUAUUUGAGAAAUAAAAACACUGCUGGGAAGACUACUAACCUGAAAAAGUGGCUUGUGAUGAGGUUGAGAAUUGAUGGUUAUGAUGCUUCUCUCUGUAGAACUUCUUGGGUCACCACCUUCAAUUGUCCUGGAGGUUCUCUCUCUAUCUCUCUCUCUCUUUUUUUUGUCACUUUGGGUUUCUUAAUGUCUUUUCUGGGUGUUGCAGGUGAUUAUGAGUACAUUGAUAUUAUGAUGCAGGAUGACAAUGGAGGUGUAGGAAGAUUGAUAGUAGACAUUGAUUUUAAGUCUCAGUUUGAAUUGGCAAGGCCUACUUCUUCCUAUGCACAGCUCACAGACACACUUCCCUCCAUCUUUGUUGGGUGUGAAACCAAGCUUAACAAGAUCAUCUCAAUUCUUUGCACAGCUGCAAAACAGUCAUUGAAAGAGAGAGGUCUUCAUGUUCCUCCAUGGAGAAGGACCAGUUAUAUGCAAUCCAAGUGGCUCUCAGAUAAUUGUCAGAAAGUCCGACCUACUCCUCGUUUCACCUCUAACAGAGAUCUGCAGAAAUAGAAAGGAAGGAAGCAUUGGUGUCGGACAUGGUUCCUCUCUGUGUUUAGCAAGUGGGCACCUCUAGUUCCGACUGUGAAGCCCAAAAGAAAGAGAAGAGAUUUAGGUUUUGCCUCUGGCUUGUCUAGCCAAUUUUCCAACUUCAAUAUCAACUGCUGUUAAGUUCUUAGUUUAGAUAAGGGAUCUGAAUUUCCCUGAUGAGGCAUUGAAGCACUAAGUUUUGGAUUUUCUAUGGGAAUGUUUAAUUUUUUUUUUUUUUUGGGUGUGUUGUGUAUGGUAAUUACAAUGACUUGAAAGUCUCUUUUUGGUGUCAAUUAGCCAUUGGCCUACCCAUUAAGCUAAGACUCAGACAGACUUACAUUUUAGAUUCCAAU
Molecule: messenger RNA, 1567 nt
Organism: Macadamia integrifolia
Lineage: Eukaryota; Viridiplantae; Streptophyta; Magnoliopsida; Proteales; Proteaceae
Exons: 2
Coding region: 450-1196 (248 amino acids)
Source: RefSeq, a predicted model, not a curated record